Laccaria bicolor S238N-H82 is the source of this 1527-nucleotide messenger RNA. RefSeq lists its product as uncharacterized. The record is from RefSeq and is a predicted model, not a curated record. Gene Ontology annotation, cellular component: cytosol; nucleus; tRNA methyltransferase complex. The coding region runs from base 1 to 1527 and encodes 508 amino acids. Gene Ontology annotation, molecular function: tRNA (guanine(46)-N7)-methyltransferase activity; protein binding. Gene Ontology annotation, biological process: RNA (guanine-N7)-methylation. NCBI's taxonomy places the organism in Eukaryota, Fungi, Basidiomycota, Agaricomycetes, Agaricales, Hydnangiaceae. The transcript has 7 exons.
AUGACAAUUUACUAUCCCUACACCCAUCUCUUCCCUGGCCCUUCACAUACAGUUGCCAUAUCUGGCCCACAUAUCCAAGUCAUAAAUACAACAACGGGAGAUGUGCUUCACUCCACUACGCUUUUCACAGACGAAGCGAGGAACGCGGUGUUGAAAUCGGGGCCCGUAAGGUGUGCGGCUGUCGAUAAGGAAUCGAAAUACUUGAUCACUACGGGGGAGGACAAGAUUUUGAAGCUCUGGGAGGUUGAUGGGUUGAAGCUUUUGAGUGAACGCGAAUUGCCCAAGAAGCCAACAGGUCUUGCUUUCAGCGCAGAUGCGCAGAGUAUUCUGGCGUCUGACAAGUUUGGUGAUAUCUUUCGGUACCCCUUCGUCCAUGUCCCUUCGACCGUCACGCAAAAGAAGGACGCGUUGUCGUCUCACGAAAACCCUUCAGGGGGGCAACUAAUAUUGGGACAUGCAUCUCCGCUCAAUGCGUUCCUCCUCACUCAUGAUGAACGGUACAUCAUCACUGCUGAUCGGGAUGAACAUAUUAGAGUGAGCUGGUACCCGCAAGGGUACAACAUUGAAAUGUACUGUCUAGGGCAUUCCAAAUUCGUAUCUGCAAUCCAUGUCCCUCAAUUUGAUCAAAGCAAACUGAUAUCUGGUGGAGGAGAUCCCGAUUUAAAAAUAUGGGAUUGGAUGACGGGCGAGGUAAAGCACGCAAUCGAUGUUGCAGACGCAAUAGACCCGUUCCUGGUCGUCCGUGCUGUCAAAAGGCGACGUGGUGGGCAUGAUGAUGAUGAAGAGGAUGAAGCCGUAGAGGGCAAUGGGUCAAAGCGGAGGAAAGGGAAAGGAAGGGCGAAAGGGAAGGAUAAACAGGAAGAAGAGAAGGAGAGUGAAGAGGGACCUAUAGCAUCAUCGUCUCAAACCACCACGGACAACGCGGAGAAGGUGCUGGUUAUACGGAAAAUCGGCAGCUUGGAAGCUGACGGAGUGCCUACUGUUAUUUUUAGCGCCGUUGGCGCAACGGCACUUUUCACGCUCCCUUACCGGGAUGGUGUCACGAUGUCUAACAUUCGACAUUUUGACUUUGGGAGACCCAUCACCGAUUUUGCUAUUGCGAACGAUGGGUUGAUUUGGAUCCUACUGGAUUCAGAGUGGACUCCGGAUGGUGUUCCUUCAGGCUCGGGAAGCCCAUUUGUCAAAGUACUCCAGUUCUCGUUGGGGCAGCUCGUAGAAGCUCCAUCAGGGUCGCACAGUGCUCUGUUAUUGACGCUCAAUGAAACGUCAUUGCUGGAAGCGUCCGUGGAUGACAUCAAGAAACUGAGUCUAUACAUAGAUCUGCAAACCAUGCCCAAGUACGCAGACAAGCCAGAGGAGACCGAGGAGACCACAGCUGAGGAUACCUCGGACAAAAAGUUGAGCAACAAGGAGUUGGGGCGGAUGAAGCGAAAACAAAUCGUGCUUGCAAAAGCUGGUGGUGUUGGCGUUGGAGAGGGUGAGGAGGAAGAAGAGCCUCUGAGCAAAAAAAACAAGUCUGAGCUGUAG